Molecule: messenger RNA, 4155 nt
Organism: Megachile rotundata (alfalfa leafcutting bee)
Lineage: Eukaryota; Metazoa; Arthropoda; Insecta; Hymenoptera; Megachilidae
Source: RefSeq, a predicted model, not a curated record
AUGACCCUAAAGCAGUACGUAGAGUUCUGCAUUGGGCCUGACAUAACAUAUUUUCCAACGAGUCAAAAUUUAAUAUUUUUGAGUCGGACGGCAGUAAAAUGGCGAAAAGCUAAUAAGGAAUUGGAUUUCAAAAAUAUGCAACCGACAACGAAACAUGAAGGUGGAUCUGUAAUGGUGUGGCAAGACUGUGACGCGAAACAUACAGGUUAUAUGCAUAGUGCGUCAGUCGUUGUUAAUACCAAUACUCCCCACAGGUUAGCAUUUCCUCCACAAUUGCUUGACUUAUAUCCUAUCGAACAUGUAUGGACGAAACUAGGAAAAAAUGUGCGAAAACAUGAUAUAACGUCAAAAGAACACUUGAAAGAAAUAUUAAAAAGUGAAUGGUGUAAUAUAGAACUUGACUUCGUUAACAGUUUGGUGUUAUCAAUGCUUGAUAUAUUACGUGAAGUGAUUCGCCGGAAAAACAAUGCAAUCUUCUACGGUACUCGUGUGAGUCUAAAAUUAAUUCUUUAUCAUGGAUUUCAGCUCGUCGUAUUCUUAAGCUUGGCAGUUCUUUCAAAGGGGGCGGUGGUCCCAGCAGUACCGUCAGCAGUGGCGUCUGCUCCCGUCGUAACAAGUGUAACGGCGGCGAAACUCGAGGAAUUAGAUGCAGCUCCUCAAUACAGUUUCGCGUACGACGUUCAGGAUGCAGUUACUGGCGACUCAAAGGCCCAAUACGAGACGAGAAAUGGUGAUGUGGUGCAGGGUAGCUAUAGUCUAAUCGAGGCAGACGGUACUCGACGCAUCGUUGAGUACACAGCGGACCCUAUAAAUGGAUUUAAUGCCGUGGUCAGUCGCGAACCAGCAACCGCCGUAGCAGCCAUUGCCGCGCCUGUCUUGCCUUAUGCACCUGCUAUCGCACCUUCCAGUGCAGUCGCACCCGUUUUGCCAGCCGCAGCUGGACCAGCGCCGGCUGUUCCAGCUAAUGGUCCGGACUCCGAUGUAGAAGUUGUCGAAGCAAGAUCCGGUCCUCUUGUUACAGCAAGGCCAACCAAUCGUGACAAACAGCUACGACAGCAACAAGAGCAGCAACUGCAACAGCUGAAAGAAAUUGAAAAACAGCAGCAAGAACAGCUGCAACAACUUCAGCAACGAUCUAGGUUGCAAUUGCAACAACAGAUUCAACAACGCCAACAGCAAAAGAUACAGCCAGAACAAGAGGGAAAGCAAGAACGGCAGCAAGAAGAACAACAACAACAGCAAGGCGUACCAGUGAAAGCUUUUGUUACAUCAGCGCAGGGAGCAACACAAACUCAACGAUUCGUAGGCCUGUCGCCGGUUCGAGCUGUCACAAGUUAUACUACGUAUCCUAACGCAUAUGCUUAUACGGCCGCCUAUUCUUCACCUUUUGCUUACGCAGCACCCCUCGGUGGUCUCACCUAUGCUCCUGCUACCAUUGUGCCGGCUGUUCCAGCUAAUGGUCCGGACUCCGAUGUAGAAGUUGUCGAAGCAAGAUCCGGUCCUCUUGUUACAGCAAGGCCAACCAAUCGUGACAAACAGCUACGACAGCAACAAGAGCAGCAACUGCAACAGCUGAAAGAAAUUGAAAAACAGCAGCAAGAACAGCUGCAACAACUUCAGCAACGAUCUAGGUUGCAAUUGCAACAACAGAUUCAACAACGCCAACAGCAAAAGAUACAGCCAGAACAAGAGGGAAAGCAAGAACGGCAGCAAGAAGAACAACAACAACAGCAAGGCGUACCAGUGAAAGCUUUUGUUACAUCAGCGCAGGGAGCAACACAAACUCAACGAUUCGUAGGCCUGUCGCCGGUUCGAGCUGUCACAAGUUAUACUACGUAUCCUAACGCAUAUGCUUAUACGGCCGCCUAUUCUUCACCUUUUGCUUACGCAGCACCCCUCGGUGGUCUCACCUAUGCUCCUGCUACCAUCGUUAAAAUGAGUUGGGUAAUUAAAAAUCCAAAUGAUUUCUGCAUCGCAGAAUUGAAAGAGAAAUUGCGAGAAAUGGGACUUCAAACUUCUGGGUUGAAAGCAGAAUUGAUUCAGCGUUUGUCUGACGCCGAUCCAACGGGAGAAUGGUUAAAGGUGCGUAUAAGUGAUGAAAUUGAAGAAAAUGCAAGUGAAAAUGCGUCAGGAUUUGAUGAGUUGGCAUAUAUGCGACGAGAGAUGGAACUCUCGAAAAGAGAAAAACAAUUGAUGGAACGAGAGCUCGAAUUUGCGCGACAACAAAUUGAAUUACUUCAAAGGAUACAACGUGUAAACUCUAAUUCUAACCAAUGCGAAGCGGAAGAUUCGGCACGAUCAUUGCCAAGACAAGAACGACCGGCGCUUGUAAACAUAUCUGCUAUUGCAGAUUUAUUAAGUAAUUUUGAUGGAAGUGAUAAUAAUUUUAUUAUAUGGGAGCGUCAAGUUCAAACUCUAAAAACAACGUACCAGCUGACAGAUGACAUGACAAAAUCAUUAAUGGGAUCACAUCUUAAAGGAAAUGCAUUUGAAUGGUUUCAUUCGAAAUCAGAACAUAUUGCGAUGUCGGUUGAAGAGCUACUGAAGAAUUUGCGUGAAAUGUUCUAUCACCCUGAGAAUGUUCUUGAAAUGAGGCGACGUUUUGAGGCACGUAUUUGGAAAAAGGAAGAGAGUUUUAGCGAGUACGUGCAUCAGAAGGUUAUUUUGGGAAAUCGUGUGCCAAUUAGUGACACAGAAAUUGUAGAGUAUUUAAUAGAUGGAAUACCUGAUCGUGGAUUAAGGGAUCUUGCACGGGUACAAAAUAUUGCAACGAAAGGAGAAUUGCUAGCGGCAUUCAACAAAAUUUCUCUUCGAGAAAGAUCGUUGCCAUUUACUCCAGUAACUAGUCCAAAGGAAAUCAAGUGGUCACCAAAUCAUCUGGGGGUGAACUGCCCGAUUAAGAGCAAGGAUCCAAGAUGUUUUGCGUGUCGAGAGUUUGGGCAUAGAGCUGUAGAUUGUAAGAAGGGACAGGAUAAACAGCAAGUAGAAGCAUUUUUAGAUAUGGGCAGUGAUUUGCAUAUAAUGAAAGCUGAACAAUAUAUUAAAUUAGGAUGCCCAAGUCUACACGGUUCAGAAAUCUCUUGCAUCGGUUUCGGUUUAAAUAAAGUUACUACAUUAGGCAGUUUUUAUGCAGAAGAUGUACAGAUUGAUGAAAAUACUUUCCGAUUAUUGAUUCAUGUUGUAUCAGAUAAAUAUUUAAGACACAAUUUUUUGAUUGGUACACAGUUGUUAGAAGAGGCUAAAUUGGUUAUAGACGGCAAAAAUGUUGAAAUAACGAAGCGUGAAAAUAAUGUAACUAAUUCUUGUGAUGUUCCAGAAAUAUUUUCCAUUGACGUCUUCGAUGAGUCCAGCAACAAUUUAACAAAUUCAUUAAUAGAUUUACAGCAUAUCAAAAAUGAAAGUAUCAAACAAGAAUUAGAGGAUAUUAUAAACAAUUAUGAGCCAAAAGCAAUUAAGGAGUCUAACGUUAAGCUGGAAAUAGUAUUGAAAGAUGAUAUACCUACGUAUCAACCUCCGCGUAGAUUAGCACCGGUUCAGAGGGAAAUAAUUAAAAAACAAGUAGAUGAAUGGAUGCGAGCAGGUAUUGUGCAAGAAAGUAUAUCUGAGUAUGCUAGUCCGAUUGUUCUUGUUAAGAAAAAAGAUGGUUAUGAAUUUUUAAGAACACUCUUCGGUCUUUGUAAUUCUCCGGCCGUAUUUCAGAAAUAUAAUAAUAGCAUAUUUCGAAAUCCGAUUAAGACAGAUAUCGUUUUAACAGAUGAUUUGAUAAUUCCUGCGAAUGACGAAAGUGAAGUUGUAUCGAGAUUACGGGAAAUUUUGUAUAUUGCGGGCGAUUAUGGUUUAAGUUUAAAUUGGAAAAAAUGUAUUUUUCUUCAGUGUAAAGUAGAUUAUUUAAGUCAUAUAAUUGAGGAUGGACAUGUUCGUUCGUCAAAGCGUAAAAAAGCUAAUAUUUUUAAGAUACAUCAAGAAAAUAGGCGAAAUUUCAGUCGGCAUUGUAAAAAAAGCUCAUCAUUAUCAAGAAGGAGACUUGGUCGCUAUCAAGAGAACACAAUUAGAACCAGGUUUAAACAAACGUCGACUGCUGUAGAGAAUAUGAAAUCUUGGUUCGAGGAUCUAGAAGAUUUAUUGUCUGAUAAUGAAAAUAUAUCUGAUAUCUGA